Messenger RNA from Ceratotherium simum simum (southern white rhinoceros), 2328 nucleotides. It is a transcript of the gene ITFG1, whose product is annotated as integrin alpha FG-GAP repeat containing 1. Gene Ontology annotation, cellular component: plasma membrane. Lineage: Eukaryota; Metazoa; Chordata; Mammalia; Perissodactyla; Rhinocerotidae. The record is from RefSeq and is a predicted model, not a curated record.
CCUCGGGGCGAGAGAGCGGGCAGCCGGCGGCGGCACUUACGGGCGUGGGGCUGCGCGCUUUCUUUCUCGGCCGGCGGCACGGUGCUUUCCGGCUGCCGUCAAGCGCGGCAGCGGGCCGCGGGCGGGGGUCCAGGGGCUGCCAUGGCGGCGGCGGGCGGGCUGCCGAGUUCCUGGGUGCUGCUGGCGCCGCUGCUUGGGGGCCUCGCGCUGCUGGGAGUCGGGCCGGUCCCCGCGCGGGCGCUGCACAACGUCACGGCCGAGCUCUUUGGGGCCGAGGCCUGGGGCACCCUGGCGGCCUUCGGAGACCUGAACUCUGACAAGCAGACGGACCUCUUCGUGCUGCGGGAAAGAAAUGAUUUAGUCAUCUUUUUGGCAGACCAGAAUGCACCCUAUUUUAAACCCAAAGUAAAGGUAUCCUUGAAGACUCACAGUGCACUGAUAACAAGUGUAGUCCCAGGGGAUUAUGACGGAGAUUCACAAAUGGAUGUCCUUCUGACGUAUUUUCCCCAAAAUCAUGAGAAGAAUGAAUUAGGAGCUGUUAUCUUCUGGGGACGAAACCAAACAUUAGAUCCUAACAAUAUGACCAUACUCAAUAGGACUUUUCAAGAUGAACCACUAAUUAUGGACUUCAAUGGUGAUUUAAUUCCUGAUGUAUUUGGUGUCACAAAUGAAUCCGACCAGCCACAGAUACUAUUAGGAGGGAAUUUAUCAUGGCAUCCUGCAUUGACUACUAAAAACAAAAUGCGAACUCCACAUUCUCAUGCCUUUAUUGAUCUGACUGAAGAUUUUACAGCAGAUUUAUUCCUCACGACAGUGUCUACCUCCAGUACCGUCCAGUUUGAGAUAUGGGAAAAUUUGGAUGGAAAUUUCUCUGUCAGUACUGUAUUUGAAAAACCUCAAAAUAUGAUGGUGGUUGGACAGUCAGCAUUUGCAGACUUUGAUGGAGAUGGACACAUGGAUCACUUACUGCCAGGCUGCGAAGAUAAAAACUGCCAGAAAAGCGUCAUUUACUUAGUGAGAUCUGGAACAAAGCAGUGGGUUCCAGUCUUACAGGACUUCAGCAAUAAGGGCACACUCUGGGGCUUUGUGCCAUAUGUGCAUGAAGAAUCACCAACUGAAAUACCAAUUCCAAUUACCCUUCAUAUUGGAGACUACAACAUGGAUGGCUAUCCAGAUGCUCUUGCCAUACUGAAGAAUACAUCUGGAAGCAAUCAACAGGCCUUUUUACUGGAGAAUGUCCCUUGUAAUAAUGCAAGCUGUGAGGGGGCACAUCGCAUGUUUAAAGUCUACUGGGAGCUGAUGGACCUAAAUCAAAUCAGAGAUGCUGUGGUUGCCACCUUCUUUGACAUUUAUGAAGAUGGAAUCUUGGACAUUGUAGUACUAAGUAAAGGAUAUACAAAGAACGAUUUUGCCAUCCAUACACUAAAAAAUAACUUUGAAGCAGAUGCUUAUUUUGUUAAAGUCAUUGUUCUUAGUGGUCUCUGUUCUAAUGACUGUCCUCGUAAGAUAACCCCCUUUGGAGUAAAUCAGCCUGGACCUUAUAUCAUGUAUACAACUGUAGAUGCAAAUGGAUAUCUGAAAAAUGGUUCAGCUGGACAACUCAGCCAGUCGGCAUAUUUGGCUCUCCAACUACCGUACAAUGUACUUGGUUUAGGUCGAAGUGCAAAUUUUCUUGAUCAUCUUUAUGUUGGUAUUCCCCGUCCAUCUGGAGAGAGGUCUAUACGAAAACAAGAGUGGACUGCAAUCAUUCCCAAUUCCCAGCUAAUUGUCAUUCCGUAUCCUCACAAUGUUCCUCGAAGCUGGAGUGCCAAACUCUAUCUUACACCAAGUAACAUUGUUCUCCUUACUGCUAUAGCUCUCAUCGGUGUCUGUGUUUUCAUCUUGGCAAUAAUUGGCAUUUUACAUUGGCAAGAAAAGAAAGCAGAUGAUAGAGAAAAACGACAAGAAGCCCAUCGGUUUCAUUUUGAUGCCAUGUGACUAGCCUUUACUAUUACAUAAAGGCAACGGAACAGCUAUUCACUUGAUUAAUUGAAAUACUAAAUUUGGACUGUAGAAGAAAAUAGGAGAUUUUGAAUAUUAUUUAUAAAUGAUGCAUCUCUUGGUAAUUAUUGGAAAGUGUUCAAAUAAAUAUGGUCUGAAUGUGUCACAAGAUCUUUUUUUAAAGCACUUUUUAUACAGUAAUUUGGGUUCUUUAUUCAAUUGUGCUGUACAUUUUUGUUUCUUUGUGGAAUGUGUUGCAUGUACUCAGGUGUUUAUGUAUUUAUAAUCUUAUUAGAAUAAUGAUGAUGGGAAAAGACAUGUGUAAAUAAAAAUAUUUAAAUGAGCAGG